UUAUUAAAUUGGGAGGUGAUUAUCCAAACCAAAAUAUAUGCAAUAUUUAGUUCAAAAAUUUAGUUAAUGUGCUAAGGAAAGAAGACAAGCAAGAAUGAAAAUUUUACUGGUAUUACUUUUGUUUACCUGCAACCUAAUUGACAUAUCUGGCCAGCGAUGUUCCAGACCAGAAGUGGUGAGACGCCGUGCAACCAUUUACAAGGCACCUAUGGUAAAAGUAGAAGUUUUAAGAUGUCUCUUUAAUGAUACCAAAAAGGCUUAUUCCGAUAUUACUACCAAUUGUUUGACUGCACGAAAAAAGGGAAUUUUUAAGGAUAAGUACGAUGAUGUAUUUAAUCUUAAAAGUCCCAAAACGCCCAUUGUGUUGGAAAGUUAUGUAACUGACGCAGACCCGUUACAAAAUAAAUUAAUUUUAAGAUCCAAGACAAUAUGUAACUACAACAGAGGGUUUUGUUUUGAUCCGAAGGAAAGUCCAACGUAUGCAGCUGUAUGGAAUGUGGUACCACCAAUCAAAGAAAAAUGUCCUGCAAAAUUAGAACCAGUAAUAUCUGCUGCAGUGGAUAUUUGGAAAUUUGUUCCAGAAAAACUACAGUACUUGUUUUAUUACUCUCCAAAGUUAGACGAGGCAUUUUCUCUCAGACUUACUACUACCUCGAAAUGUAAUAACAAACCUAUUUGGUUCACAGAAGAAGUGCGAUAUAUAGUCCAGGUAGAAAAUAUUAAUAUAAAUCCUGCAAUGCGAGACAUUCUGUCUAAAAUGACUUUACCAUCAAAGAGUGUGGUCAGCGAAAAAAUUUUAAAAGAUUGUGAUUUAAAGUCUCUUACUUUAGAUUUUGAUGCUCAAUUUCUGUCAAAUUAUUUUGCUGACUCUGAGAAUGUAAAGACAGUUUUUAGCGUAUAUCGGAAUUAUAUAAAUAAGAAUAAACUGGCUAUAGAUGAUGUGAAAAUAAAAGUGUUAAACAAUGAUGCUUAUUUAAAGAGACAGGCAUCAGUGUUUGGAGCAGAAUUUAGAAAGAACAAUGUUACGAUAAAUUCUUUGAUAGCAAAUGUUGAAACUUUAAAAAACUCAAACAAAAAUUUUGAAAAACUAUCGCAGAGGAUCAACUCUGAAAUGAUUUUUGUCAAAGUUGGAGGUGUGGAGAAAAAUUUUAAAGACUUAGAAAACACAAUCAAAUCGAUCGAGAAUAACGUUGAUAAACUUAAUAAAAUCUCUUUUUAUUCAAGAAAUGAUGUAGACCAGAAAUUUCUUAAUUUUUAUAAAAACGUUUCAAGCAAUAUUAAAACUCAAGUUAUUAAUGUAGGUACUGCAAACGUGGCUCUAGAGAAAAGUAUUUUGAAUAAGCUAAAACCGGUUAUCGAAUCUGCUAAGAAAAACUAUGAUACUUAUGCAAAUAAAGUGGAAGCACAGUUUAACAAAUUUAAAAAUGAAUUUGAUGCAAAUAACAUUGCAUAUGAUACGAGAAUUAAAAAAAGCAUGUUAGAAUCCAGCGCCGCUUGCCUCUUAAACAUUAGUAUCGUUGAUACGAAGGUUAAAAAAAUUGAAAAUGAUUUACAAAGCUACAAAAGUAGUAGCCAUAUUAAACAUGAAAAUCUCUAUAAUGCUUUAAAUAAAUUAAGACAGGAUUUGAAAACAGAGAUCAAUAAAGCAGAACAUAUUAGCAACAUAACUUUUAACCCUCUUAUAAAUGAUUUAAAAAGUAAAACUGAAGCUUGUUUUACAAACAUUAAUACCUUAAAAUCAAGCUCUACAGCUUUAUUGGGAAGCCUACAAAGAGAAAUCAAAUCAAAUUUAUUAUUACGUGAUGAUCAUAUUAAAGCGUCUGGAAAAGACCACGAUAAUUUCAAUAAAAGGUUAGGAUCGCUUGAAGAAAAUAUCAAACAGCUACAAGAAAAUCACAAUGUACGUAAAAAUAUCCAUGAUAAAUUUUUUAUUUCUACCAAUAACACUUUUAAAGAACUUACUCUAAAACUCACAAAUGUCAGUAAAAUCAUUAAAGAUUCGCAACUGCAGAGUGACGCCAACAUUUUCAAAAGACUUGAUGGCUUAUUUGUACCUGUAAAUUCAAAGAUCAAGACUUGUUUGGAUGAAAUACAAACUGUGAAGAAAAACGGAGAGAAUUCUUACAACGAUUUAAAAAAGACAAUAAACCAAGAAUUGGAAAAAAAUUCUGUGGUACAUAAAGCGGAUAUUAAGGAUCUCGAUACAAAGUUGAAACAAUACAAAAACAACAGUGAUAAUAGUAACAAACGUGUGAAGGAUGAUAUUAAUAAUCUCGAAAAAACACUUAAGUCUAUGGACAAAUCGCUAGAUAACCGUCUGUUAUCUUUAGAAACUGAAAUUUCUGUCAAAAUUAAUCCUGACCUGAAAUUGGCUGUAAACAAAAUUGAUAACUGCCAAAAUGAUGUAGACGAAUUUAAACAAGAUUAUUCCAAACUAUUGGAUGAUGUCAAGAAAACAACACUUAAAAAUAUAACCAUUACAUCUGAAAGGCUAGAAAAAAAUAUGAAAUCUUUCGAAAACUCUUGGGUAAAUCAACUAAAGAUUUCUGAAAAUAAAAUGAAGGAUAUUCAAACGAAUUUGGGGCUCUUUAAUACAGUUUUUGAAAAAGCAACUCAUACUAAUAGUGAAGAAAUAGUAAAAUUAAAAAAUAAUUUAAUCAGUGUUGAUAACAUGUGGCAAGAUUUUUCACAAAAUUUUAAAAAGAAUGUUUUGAACGUCACAAAUAAAACAGUUGAAAAACUGUAUGCAAAGAACGCUGAAUGUGAAAAAGAUAUCAACGAUGCUGUCCAAUCUUUAGGUCAUUUAAAAAAGACAGUUGAUGAGUAUUUGCGAGAACACAAACUUUUAGAACACAACAUAUUAAGAAUAAAUACAACACUUUUGACUUCUAGUGAUAAUCUUAAUAAAAGAUUUGAAUUUUUAAACCAAAGUAAACAAACGUCCGAAGAGGCUAAGAAUUUAUCUGAAAAUCUUAAUAGAUACAAAAAAGAAAGUGAACAGUUUUACAGUAAAACAGGAUCUCAAUUAACAGAAUUGUUUAAGAACAUUACCAAUCUUGAUCAAGUUACAAAAGAUAUUACUAAAAAUUUGGAAAAGGAUUUUAAUCCUGAGUUAAAGUUAUUAAAGAACGAAAAUAAAAAUUACUUAAAACGAUUCACAAAUCUUGAAAAAUACAUAAAUAACUCAGUCGAUUAUCUAAGAGACCUAAUAUCUAAUGAAAUUAAUUCGAGCAACAAUGCUUUCGCAGAAAUUGAAAAAUUUAAGAAAAAUUUUGGAGAACAAGUAAAUAAUGUUAUAACAGAAAACAAAAGAUUUGAAAGAGAAUUAAAUAGUAGUCACUUACUUUUCACAGAUACAACAAAUCAAGUAAAAAACAUUAAAGAUACUAUUAAAAUUCUCUCCCAAAAUAUAUAUAACAAUAUGAAUGCCAGCACAAUAAGUAUUAAUAAACAGCUAAGUAUCUUAAAUGAAUCAGUUUCCUUGGGAGCAAAUUCUUCAAAAAAAAUAUUAUUUCUCGAAAAUACUCUUCAAGAUAUACAAAAAUUAACUCUGGAUAAUAUAACCACAGUUCAAAAUGAACUGAAAUUAUUUAAAAAUAAUUUCAUUAACAGUAAAGAAGUUAUUAACAAAAUUCAAAAAAUAUUCAAGAACGAAAUGAAUGUGGCGCUAGUACCAUAUUUGAAGGAUAUAAAUAAUUCUAUUAGUGAUAGCAAUAAAGAUAUACAAAAAAUAAUUUUAAACUUAAAAACAAAUUAUUCUCUAAGUAACCAAAAUAUUUUGGAAAAGUUUAAUAGUUUAAAUGAAACCUGUACAACAGACAUAGCAAUCAUUUUAUCCAAAGCAAAUGAUUUAAAUAAAAGAAUCGAUAAAAUAAAGCAGAAUCUUUCUGUAAAACUUGAAUCUUAUGUUCAAAUAAUAAAUAAUAACACAGACGAUAUUUUAAAACUUAAAAAAUCUUUAAAAGAUGUUUCUUCUAAAUGUAGACAAUCUUUAGAAGAUCUAAGAACACACAUAAAAGAUGCGAAUAUAAAAAUUGAGCUAAAUAGGAAUCAGACAGAAAUUAUCAAAAAAGACUUACACGAACUUACUGAAACUGCUAAUAAUACAACAAAAGAUGUAAAUAAUCUACGUACGGAAAUUGUAGCACUAAAACACAACUACAAUGCUACACAAAGUAGAUUGGAUAAAUGCGAAGCAACGAUUAAAGACCUUAUUGCAAAUUUUACUGCGUGUAAUUGUAAUAGUCAAAAUAAAUCUGAUAGUGAAUUGGAAAAGUUGCUGGACAAUAGAGACCGUCAAAUAACUAAAAAGUUUGAAGAUUUGCUAAAGCAGAAGGAUGAUGAGAUAGCCAAACUUAAAGAAGAGUUUAAUAACACUAUUUCGGAGUUCGCAGGUGGACAACGAAAACUACAAAAACAGUAUGACUCAUGUUGUAACGCAAUUCCGGAUGGUCUAGUCGUGUGAUGGGCAAAGUACGGCCCGCGGACCAACUCCGGCCAGCGAAAGCAUUUAAUCCGGCAAUCCGAGUGUACCCGCUUUAAAACUGAAUGCAUUUUUUUCUGGCUCUCCUCUAGAAUUUCUUAAUCUAUGUGGCCCCCCAUUAAAAAAGUUUGCCAACCACUGAUUCCAGCCUGUUGGGUAUAUCUUGUUUAUGAUCUAAAAUUAUUUUUAUGAUCCAAAACCGCAGGUUUUUAAAAAGCAAUAUCUAAGGUUUUAUUGCUGAAUAUGACUAAUGUCCAGUUGCACCAACAGAUAACAAACGAUUAAUUUUUUAUUUGGAUUGCCCGUUUAUUUUAAAAUAUAAUAAUUAUCGAAAAACUAUCAAUUUAAAAAAGAAAUUUUAACGAUUCUCCCGAAAAAUAUUAAAUUUUUUACUAUCAAAUAUAAUAACAGAACACUUCUCUUUUCUUUAUUAGAAAAAGGUUAAAAUUUAAUAUCUUUUAGAAGAAUCGUUAAAAUUUCUGUCUUUAAUUUGACAGUUUUUUGACAACUAUAUUUUAGAAUCAAUGGACAAUCCAAAUAAAUCGUUUAUUUUUUUUUGCACCGGACAUAAGACAAUAAUAAAGAAGCCGAUAUUUUAUCCGUAAGAUAUCGCCGCGAGAGAGUAAAAAUACAUUAAUUUGUGAUUUGUCUAUUUUUUCUGAAGCUAUUUUCUUGCAGUCUUUUAUAGUGCAAUCACUGAAGGUUUUCAUAGAUUUUCAUAUAAAUUGGUGUGAAGUUAGAAGAUACCUCAAGAAACAAAAGUGACAUGGUGCCUACCUACGCUUUUACCCUGGAGGUGGAUGUCGCCACUUCUUGUAGGAUGAAAAUUAUUUUGUUAAAAAUAACCCCAUAAAUCUAUAGAGGGACUAAUUUUAAAGAAAUUUUUUACAUGAAGUUACCAAAAUAAAUACUUUUUGAGUUAUUAAAGAUCAAAGGUUUUAAUUUCUCGUGGAAAAAAUGCAUGUUAAAGCUGUUUUUCAUAAAUAACUCAAAAGCUGUAAUAA
Messenger RNA from Diabrotica virgifera virgifera (western corn rootworm), 5487 nucleotides. Its product is annotated as GRIP and coiled-coil domain-containing protein 2-like. Bases 95 to 4465 code for a protein of 1456 amino acids. The record is from RefSeq and is a predicted model, not a curated record. NCBI's taxonomy places the organism in Eukaryota, Metazoa, Arthropoda, Insecta, Coleoptera, Chrysomelidae. The transcript is spliced from 3 exons.